AAGAGAGGGAGGUGUGGAAUUGUGGGAAGUGUUUCACAGGGACGGAUCAGAGGCUGCAGACAGGAAAGGGAGAAGAAGACAGCUGCGGCACAGCCACCCAACGCCGAGCUGGUGCAUCCUGGCUGGGGAAGCCGGUGGCCUCCCUGAACUUGUCAAGGCUGUUAAGCAAAUGAAAGGGGGAGCAGCUGCGGUCCUGCCCAAUGAGGAAGUGUGUGAGCUGAAACCAGGCUAGGAGGAAGUAGCCGAGGCUGCCACAGAAAAUGAGGAAGCGAAGGUUUCGCUGAACGCAGGUUCGGGAGGCAGCGCGCUGGAGCCGAGCCGGGACCCCCGCAGCAGGGCACAGCGGCUGCUGCCUCCGCCCCUCGGCUUCCCUCCGCGCUGCUCCUGGGCUGGGGGUGUCCCCCCGGGGGACCCGCCCCGCUGAGGUGUGGACGCUCCGGCAGCCUCGCCGUGGGGGCUCAGCCGCAGCUUGCCCGCGGCCACCAGCCGCCUCGCUCAGCCGGGGAAGGGCGCCGCACCCAGGGAGGUUUUCCCUCCCUUCCCGCCCCCGGCCAGGAUCCCUGCGGAUUGACAGCCCGCGGCGCUCCCCGUUCGCCGUGCCUAGGUACAAAACAUUAGUCCUUGCUGAUCAAAAGGAAAAGCCAUGGCCACCAACAUGGUUAACACUGCUAACCAUCUGCCCUACUUUUUUGGCAAUAUUACACGUGAAGAAGCAGAAGAUUACCUGCUGCAAGGAGGGCUGAGUGAUGGACUAUAUCUGUUGCGCCAGAGUCGAAACUACCUUGGUGGCUUUGCUUUGUCCCUGGCACAUGGAAGGAAGGUUCAUCACUACACAAUUGAAAGAGAGCUGAGUGGCUCUUAUGCCAUUGCAGGAGGGAAGUCACAUAUGAGUCCUUCUGAACUCAUUAACUAUCACUCAGAAGAAGCUGAUGGUCUUGUUUGUCUACUGAGGAGACCUUACAACCGGCCACCAGGUGUUGAGCCAAAAACAGGACCAUUUGAGGAUUUAAAAGAGAACCUUAUCAGGGAAUAUGUCAAACAAACUUGGAACCUACAGGGUAAUGCCCUCGAACAAGCUAUUAUUAGUCAAAAACCACAGCUGGAGAAGCUGAUUGCCACUACUGCCCAUGAGAAGAUGCCUUGGUUCCAUGGGAAGAUCUCUAGGGAAGAAUCAGAGCACCGUGUCCUUUUAGGGAUAAGGACCAACGGAAAAUUUUUAAUCAGGGAAAGGGACAACAAUGGAUCCUAUGCUCUCUGUCUGCUCAGUGAAGGAAAAGUACUGCAUUAUCGUAUUGACAGAGACAAGACAGGAAAGCUAUCUAUACCAGAUGGAAAAAAGUUUGACACCCUCUGGCAGUUAGUUGAACAUUAUUCAUACAAACCAGAUGGGCUGCAAAGGGUCCUCACAAUUCCAUGUCCACGACUUGGCUCAGAAAAUGCUAACAUUAUUUUUGACACCCGUCCACCUCCGCUUCCCGGAACCCAUCCUAAGACUUGGUCAACAGGUGGAAUUAUCUCAAGACUCAAAUCGUACACCUUUCCAAAGCCUGGCAGCAAAAAGUUUCAUCAAUCCAUUCCUCAUGAUGAUUCAGCAUCUUUUAAUCCUUAUGUGCUGCAGAGGACGAGAGCUCUAAUGGGAGCUGAACAAGGAGAUCAGAGGGAUGCCUUGCCCAUGGACACAGAAGUCUAUGAAAGUCCAUAUGCAGAUCCAGAGGAGAUAAAACCAAAAAAUGUCUCACUAGACCGAAAAAUGCUGUCUCUGGAUGAAGGAGAACUUGGCUCUGGUAACUUUGGUACUGUAAAGAAAGGGCUCUAUAUGAUGAAAAAGGGUGCCAAGCCAGUAGCUGUAAAAAUUCUUAAGAAUGAGAAUAAUGAUCCAGCCAUAAAGGAUGAAUUACUGAGAGAAGCCAACGUAAUGCAGCAACUGGAUAACCCAUACAUUGUCAGAAUGAUAGGCAUAUGUGAAGCUGAGUCCUGGAUGUUAGUAAUGGAGAUGGCGGAACUUGGACCAUUAAAUAAAUUUUUGCAGAAAAACCGACAUGUCAAGGAAAAGAAUAUAACAGAGCUGGUGCAUCAGGUUUCCAUGGGGAUGAAAUACUUGGAAGAAAACAAUUUUGUACACAGGGAUUUGGCUGCAAGAAAUGUGUUGCUAGUUACCCAACAUUAUGCCAAAAUUAGUGAUUUUGGACUUUCCAAAGCUCUUGCUUCUGAUGAGAAUUAUUACAAGGCACAAAGUCAUGGGAAAUGGCCAGUCAAGUGGUAUGCUCCAGAAUGUAUGAACUUCUACAAAUUUUCUAGCAAGAGUGAUGUUUGGAGCUUUGGGGUUCUAAUGUGGGAAGCAUUUUCCUAUGGGCAAAAGCCAUAUAAGGGAAUGAAAGGAAGUGAAGUUGCCCAGAUGAUUGAAAGAGGAGACCGAAUGGAAUCUCCUGAGGCUUGUCCAACUGAAGUCUAUGACUUGAUGAAACUGUGUUGGACAUACAAGGUUGAUGAGCGACCAGGAUUUUCUGCUGUUGAGCUCAGACUACGUAACUACUAUUAUGAUAUUUCACAUUAACAAUGUGGAUACUAUGGACCUUAUGCGCACUUUGGUCUGCUGCAAGCCCCCUUCUGAAAAUGAAAGCCAAAAGUUUUAGCUUUAGAAAACAUCAUGACUUCAGUUUGGUACUGCUGAAGCUCUUUAUGUUGUCAAAGUUCAAAGCAAAGCCCUUUGUAAUAGAUGCCUUUACUUGCUUUCAGUGCAAUUUCCGGCCCUUACAUAUCUUUUAAAAAACAGACAUUGCUACACUGUGUGCAGCAAAGACAGCACAAUAGAUCUUUAGAAUUCUACUAAAUUAAGUUUGUUUUAUUUUACAUACAGCCUUCUUGUCUUUGGAGGGAGGGGUGUGUAUUGCAAAUUCUAUUUUCUCUCUUUCAUCACUCUUCCUCUCAUGCCUAUAUUUGAAUAUAGAGCCAGCAUAAAAGCCUUGCUACUAAUUUUCUCACUACUGGUAUUUACCCUAAAAAUUGCUCAGAAGUUCCUAAGCUGAAAUCCUCUCAAAGUAAAAAGCCCUACACUCCCCUGCAGUAAUGCAAGUAGAGAGGAAACAGAAUUUGUGAAUCCCUGCCAUGUGGCAAGGAAGCAUCCAUUCCCCUCUGAAUUAUCCUCUUCCCCCCUCCCCCGACCUCUUUCUAUCCAGGACUCCCCAGCUUGUCUAGGGGCAUAGUUAUAUAUGCAGGAGGAGUUCUUGGGGCAUACUCCAUUCUAGAAAAGGGGGGUAACAAUGCCUCAGUUAAUGUUGCUCAGUAUUAAACUUAUUGUCUGUGCCUGCAUUAGCUGAGAGAGCAUUGGUUGGCCAAUGGAAGCAUUUCCUUUUCUGUCUUACCUUUGUCCUCUUCUUCCAAUGUCCUUUAACAGAUUCCCUAUGCUGUAUGCCAAACAGUCACCACCCCCUCUUUCAAAUACCUCCUUUUCCACAACGCCCAUCCAUCCAACUUCCACAGAUUCCCAGGCCAGAAGGGACCGUAGUGAUCAUCUAGUCAGAGCUCCAGCACAGGCCAUACAACUUCCCCAAAAUUCCUAGAGCAUACCUUUUACAGAGAUCCAGUCUUGAUUUUAAAAAUUGUCCGUGAUUAGAGGAUCCACCAUGACCAUUGGUAAAGUGUUCCAAUGGCUAAUUACUCCUGCUGUCAAAAAAUGACAUCGUAUUUCCAUUCUGAAUUUGUCUAUCUUUAACUUCCAGCCAUUAGAUUGUUUUACACCUUCCUCUGCUGGAUUGAGAAGCCCAUUAUUAAAUAUUUGUUCCCUAUCUAGAUACUUAAUCGAGUCACCUCUUAACCUUCUCUUUGUUAAACUAAAUAGAUUGAGCUAGAAGGCAUAUUUUCUAUCCUUAAAUCAGUCUCAUGGCUCUUCUCUGAACCCUCUUCAAUUUAUCAAUAUCCUCCUUGAAUUGUAGGUACCAGCAUUCUUAAUAUUUUAUAACAAAAUUGCAUAAAAAGGGAACUCAAAAGACAUUUGAAGUGCAACCAGUUUUUCACUUCUCACUCUGCAGGAAUCAGAGCAUCCCCACCCCCAAUCCCUUUAUCCCAAGGGAUGCAUCUGCCUCAGUUUCAUUACCUUUGCCCUUCCCAUAAUGUUAGUGUGUGUGUUACCAUUAUAGCUUUCAUCUUGCAUUAGAUUGUAAACCCUUCAGGAAGAAGUCCUUGUCCUUCCGUUCAUUUGCAAUGCCCCAAACUAUCUCUGGCACUGUAUAAAGAUGAUAAAUCAUAGAGUUCCCUUCAUUGUUCCCUAUUAUAUACUUUUCUCCAGUCUCAUUUUAAAUAUUCCAAAUUUAUCCUGAUAUGUAGCCUAAGUUUUCGUUACAUUUCUUAAUUACAGCCCCAUACUCCAAUAUUAAUUUUGAGCCCUGUAUUCAAUCCUAAAUAAUUCUUGGUGUUUACACCUUCCAAAUAUAUGUAGACUAUUCUUAUAAGAUAACUAGUUCCCAAAAUUAAUUUAUUGGCUUGCACAUAAAUUGAUACACAUUUUAUUUUUACAGGAAAUAUGGGUAUGUAAAGGUACUGAAGAAUAAUGUUUAAGGCUUGAUAUAUUUAUUUUUAUGUCUUUUCAGAACAUAUGUAUUUUACCAUAAAAUUAACUGGGUAUUUUAAAAUUUAGUUUAGAUAGUAUUUUUGUCCUUUGAAAAAGAAAUUAGUUAAACGGUGCCAAUGUUUCAAACAUAGAAGAGGGUUAUAGAAGUUUGGUUUCCAUUGUGACACAUUUGUAGGUCCUGUAGAUGUAAUGUAAGAAAAUUUGUUUCUUUUUACUAAAUUAAGGAUAAAUGGCCUACAUUUUCAAAAGUGACUAGUUAUUUUUCAAUGCCUUAGUUUUGAGGUGUCCAAUGGAAGACAUUGUAAAGGUUCCUGAUAUUUAAAGACACUCAAAACCAUGAGUUGCUUUUGAAAAUGAAGGCCAUUUAUCUUUAUCCAAGUGGGAACAAUAUGUAAAUUGGUUGGUUUGAAAAGCUAGAUAUCUCAGCAUCUGUUUGUCUGCAUGGCCACAUUGUCCAGAAGUUGCCGCUGUUUGAUUUUUGAGCACUCACUUUUGCACAGUAAAUUUAGAAUCUCCAUGUGCGGUAAUCCACCUGUUCAUGUAAAUUGGAUGUAAAUCAAAAACAAGUGAGAUUUAAGUAUAAAUCCCAUCACCAAGCAAGUGCUAUAAUUCCACAUGCUCUUGGUCCUUCUGAGAGCAUGGCCUAAUGUGACAAAGUUGGGGAGGACCAACCUCCUCCAAUUUCUUUUUUAAAACAUUUUUAAAAGUGAAGAAAGAUCCUGAUUAGUAGUAUUUUAUAGUUUUUUAGCUUUGCUAUAAAAGCCUACAGUGUAUGAAUACAAAGUUUUGUGACCUAAAUGAAUAUAUUAUUAAACUGAAAUUAAAGGUAUUCUUUUGUAAAAGG
Molecule: messenger RNA, 5411 nt
Organism: Mauremys reevesii (Reeves's turtle)
Lineage: Eukaryota; Metazoa; Chordata; Testudines; Geoemydidae
Gene: SYK
Product: spleen associated tyrosine kinase
Exons: 14
Coding region: 644-2554 (636 amino acids)
Biological process (GO): positive regulation of cell adhesion mediated by integrin; neutrophil activation involved in immune response; cell differentiation
Cellular component (GO): extrinsic component of cytoplasmic side of plasma membrane; cytoplasm
Molecular function (GO): non-membrane spanning protein tyrosine kinase activity; signaling receptor binding; ATP binding
Source: RefSeq, a predicted model, not a curated record